Eleginops maclovinus (Patagonian blennie) is the source of this 2001-nucleotide messenger RNA. RefSeq names its product sialoadhesin. NCBI's taxonomy places the organism in Eukaryota, Metazoa, Chordata, Actinopteri, Perciformes, Eleginopidae. The record is from RefSeq and is a predicted model, not a curated record. The transcript is spliced from 18 exons. The coding region runs from base 70 to 2001 and encodes 643 amino acids.
CUCUAACCCUGUUCUUCCUGAGUAACUUUGGCCAAUGAAGAUACUUUAAGGGAGCUCGUGUCAGCGGAGAUGUUGGCAGGUGCGUUAGUUCUGGGCACCAUCCUUACAGCUUUGCCAGGUAUCCAGAGCAGGUGGAGCGUGUCAUUCUCUCGGAGGGAGAUCUGUGUGUGGGCGGGAACUACUGUCACUCUGCCCUGUCGCUAUGACUACCCAUCAGGUCACAUUGUGAAGCGGGUCAUGUGGUUCCGUGUGUCUGCAGAGGGUCGCAGGGAGUUCACUUACCACACUGACCCGAAUGAGAUCAGCCUGUCAUACCGUGGACGCACGCGCUACAUCGGGGGUAGCUACUCCAGCUGCUCAGUGCAGAUUCGGGUGGUGAAGCUGAGUGAUGCAGGCCAGUACCACUUCAGGUUUGAGACGGACCAACCACUGGGGAGGUGGACGUCCCCGAAUACCAUCACCCUCCAUGUAACGGACCUGCGGGUCCAGGUGCAUCCAGCGAGGCCCAGGAACAUGUUUGGCUUUGCAGAGACUGUGUUUGUAGGCUGCCAGGCAACAGGAUGUGCUGCUCCGGGAAGGAGCCUGGCCCUGUACAGGAAUGGACUAAACCUGGGCUCUUAUGAGAAAUGGAUGACCAUCAACCGCUUCGACCAGCAGCAUGCUGGAGCGUACACCUGUCGACCAAUCCCACCACAGAACGUGCAGUCCCCACCCCUCACGCUGGCUCUGGGAUACACUCCCCGCUACACUACCAUAGCAGUCUUCCCAGUAGGGGGUCUGUCAGAGGGGGAGUCGGUCACACUCACCUGCAGCAGUGACGCAGCUCCACCUGUGGAGAGCUUUGCAUGGUUCAAAGACAUGGAGAGUGGUAGCAUCCCAGACAGUUUUCGGCCCCAGCUCCGUCUGUCCCACGUCCGACACACAGACAGAGGAGAGUACUUCUGUGUAGCACGCAACUCCCUGGGAACAGACCGCUCCAAACCUCUUCUACUCAACGUCACUUACUCUCCAAAGAACACGCGUGUGCUGGUGAGUCCUUUAGCAGACAUCAGAGAGGGCUCGUUUGUAAACCUGAGCUGCGUCUGCCAAGCCCACCCUCCUGCCAGCAGGUAUGCUUGGUAUCGUAUCUUAGGUGACCAGGUGCUGUCUAAAGGAAGCUUCCAGAACCUGACGUUCCCCUCAGUGCGCGCUCACCUCGCUGGGCAGUACUACUGCACGGCGUGGAACCACUUAGGACACCAGACCUCCCCCGUCGCUACGCUCUCUAUACUCUACCCUCCUAAGAACACUUCAGUUCUGGCUCGUCCCUCCGGUGUGGUGGACGCCGGCCGACCUCUGACCUUGACCUGCAGCAGUCAGGCCAACCCGGCAGUGGACAACUUCACAUGGCACCGCUUAGCUCUAAACGGUGGCCCUGUACAAUCCUGGGGCAGCAAGUCCGGUCCUGUCUUCACCUUCUCGGAGGUCGGCCCGAGAGAGAGCGGUCAGUACUACUGCGAGGCGAGAAAUCGAAUCGGAGCCCACAGCUCUCCUGUCCUCACUGUGCGGGUCAGAGGUCGUCUUAAGGUCAUUGCCCUGGCGUCAGCAGUAGGGGUGUCUGCUGGACUCAUCACUCUCACUGUGGCCAUUAUGAUCAGUAAGAACAUGCACAGGGUGGACAUGGAGUCAGGAGAAGUAGCAAACAAGCGUCCCUCGUUGACAGCUGACACCAUGUUCUAUGAGUCAGCCCAGCAGACCUUUCCAGUGAGAAAGGGCAAGAUGUCCGACAUACCGGAGGAGCCAGAGGACCUGAGUGACAGCCAUCCCGCCAUCGUUCCUAUGAAAGAUGCUCCACCAAUCACAGAAAUGAAAAGCCCCGCCCCCAACUACAUCACUGUCCACUACUCCAAGUUGUCUAGCCGGGACCAGGUGCAGAUCCACAACCUGCCACUGGGGGGUGAUAGGAAGCCAAAGGAUUCCCCCAACGUUGUUUACACUUUACUGCAGCAGCCUCUUCACUGA